AUGGUAAACACUCCAUUCUACAUCACCAUCUCAGUAAUCGCCUUUGUCAUCUCAAAGAUCAUAAUGGCCGUCCUUUGCUACCGCCGAUGGAAAACGAAACAAACGGUCAUUCAAGACACCACCAAAGGCGGGAAACUAGUCAUGUUCGCAUCACCAAGAAUCAAAUCCUUAAACCCGAGCGUGUUCUUGAAGAAGACUAUGAGGCUGAGCAGUAAGGACGUGAUUGGAUCAGGAGGAUUCGGGACGGUUUACAAGCUGGCGAUCGACGAUCAAAUUUCGUUAGCAGUCAAAAGAGUCAACAGAUUAAGCGGCGAGCAAGACCGUGGGUUUGAGAGAGAGUUGGAGGCAAUGGGAGACAUUAAGCAUCGGAAUAUAGUAACGCUACACGGAUAUUACACGGCCCCACAGUACAACCUUCUCAUUUACGAACUUAUGCCUAAUGGCAGUUUAGACACACUGCUUCACGGAAAAUGUAUGAACAAGAUGGCUCUUGACUGGCCUACAAGAUACAGAAUAGCAGUUGGAGCCGCACGAGGGAUUGCGUACCUUCAUCAUGACUGCAUUCCUCAUAUAAUACACAGAGAUAUUAAGUCGAGCAAUAUAUUGUUGGAUCACAACUUGGACGCUCGAGUAUCAGAUUUUGGGUUAGCUACUUUGAUGGAACCGGAUAAAACUCACGUGUCGACAUUAGUUGCUGGCACUUUUGGAUAUUUGGCUCCUGAAUAUUUUGAUACUGGAAAAGCUACGGCAAAAGGAGAUGUCUACAGCUUUGGAGUCGUGUUAUUGGAGCUUCUAACGGGUAAAAAGCCGACGGAUGAAGCAUUUGUUGAGGAGGGAACUAAGCUGGUGACUUGGGUGAAGUCAGUUGUCCAAGAAAAGAGAGAAGAGUAUGUGCUCGACUGCAGUUUGACGGAUUUUCCGGUAGACGAGGUGAACCGUGCAUUUAGUAUAGCAAUGAUGUGUCUUGAAUCAGAGCCAUCGAGAAGACCUACCAUGGCAGAAGUUGUGAAGAUGCUAGAGCAGAUUAGACCAGAAGAAACUGAAUCAAGAACUUGA
Molecule: messenger RNA, 1056 nt
Organism: Striga hermonthica
Lineage: Eukaryota; Viridiplantae; Streptophyta; Magnoliopsida; Lamiales; Orobanchaceae
Source: the annotation of a GenBank genome assembly